Molecule: messenger RNA, 1298 nt
Organism: Chenopodium quinoa (quinoa)
Lineage: Eukaryota; Viridiplantae; Streptophyta; Magnoliopsida; Caryophyllales; Amaranthaceae
Exons: 5
Coding region: 48-938 (296 amino acids)
Biological process (GO): morphogenesis of a branching structure
Source: RefSeq, a predicted model, not a curated record
UUUACCUUACUCUGCAACCAUCUAAAGCAAAAGUGGCAACAAACAAAAUGAAGGUCUUUAAUUGGGUUCAUCGGCGGUUUCUGAAUGUUAAUUCAUGCACGGCUUUUCUCCAAGAAGAUGAAGUAGAGAAAGGUGCAAGCUCAAAGAUACAAAAUGAUAAGCAUGUUUUGCUUGGGAAUGAUGCUCAUAUGGUAGUCGACAUGCUCGACCAUUGGAAUGAUGGAAUUCUAUCCAUUGGAACUAUUGCUAUUAGUCCCUUGGAGGCUUGUAAGUAUGGAAUGCUCGAGGAAGAAGAUGAUGUUCGUGACCACGAAAUGGCUAACAUUGUCAAUGAACAUGAUGUUGAUAUCGACAACUAUGAAAUUGAAUGUGAUAAUGAAGCAAGUCCUUUGAUGAAUGUCGAGUUUUUUAGCCAUGAAUUGGAGAAGGUUAUUGGUGCUAACCAUGAGAUCAUUGAGGAAGAAGUUGUUGAAAAUGUUGUGGAAUUGAAAGAUGCUAAUAAUUGUGAUGUUAAUGAGAAUGAAGGACAAACUAAGAGGAGAGUUACUCUUGCUGACCUUUUCUUAGAAGACUCUGAUUAUCACCCUGUCAAAGUGUUGAAAGAGGUAGAGGAUGUUUAUGUUGAUGAUGCUUUUGUUAAGGAUGAUACUAGCAAUGGAAAACUAAGCUUUGAGAUGACUUUGAAGCCGACUUCUCGUGCUAAAAAUGGCAUCUCUAAAGCCAAAAAGCUCAUCAAGGAGGAUUUGCACCCACUCAAGAAGUUCAACAAGCUUAUGAAAAGGAUGAUGAAAAAGAAGAUUCACCCGGAAUUCGAAGGAAAGACUCAAAAAGACAUGCAUAUGGAUCCAAGCUAUGGUCUUAGGGACCCCAUAAAUGAUCAAGAUGCAGCCAAUAACGAGUUAGCUUCAUUGCUUCUCAUUCAAGAUGCUAUGAUUUGAGCUGCAUAGAAGAUGAUGAUACAGCAACGGCUCCAAGAAAGUGUAACGAUUACUUGUCAAUCAAGUCUUGUAUAAUAUGCAAUGUAUGAAUUAGGCAUAUGUAUUUAUUUUAUUUUUUUCCCUUUUUUUUAAAAAACAAAACUUAUGUUAAGGUUAUGCUAUUUGUUGUUUAUGGAUGAUUUUAGAGUUUCAUAAGAGGGUUAAAAUUUGUUUAUGUUUUUGAAUGAUUAAUUAACUGCUUAUGUUUAAUUAUGGUUGAAAUUUGAAAAUAACUAUUGCAAGAAAAUGACUCUCCACGUUAUUGCAAGGGCAAUGAUAGUGUCUUAUGAGUUUUUCAUGACAUUAUUUGAAAGUUUUAUG